Molecule: messenger RNA, 861 nt
Organism: Megalobrama amblycephala (Wuchang bream)
Lineage: Eukaryota; Metazoa; Chordata; Actinopteri; Cypriniformes; Xenocyprididae
Product: L-rhamnose-binding lectin CSL3
Exons: 9
Coding region: 90-716 (208 amino acids)
Molecular function (GO): carbohydrate binding
Source: RefSeq, a predicted model, not a curated record
AUCGGUGACAAUAUGCUGUUAAUCUUUAUUCUUCAGAGAUAAAGCUUUAUAAAUAUUCAGGUUACUUCCUUGUUUUCAAACAUAUCAACAUGCUGCCACAAAAUCUGACCUGGAUCUCCUUGCUAAUUUUACUGUGCCAACAAGUUGUUGAAACAAAAAGAUAUUUCACUUGUGAAGGAGGCUCUGUUCAGCUCGACUGCUAUUGGGGAUACAUAAAGGUGGUUACAGCCAACUAUGGGCGAACUGACCACACGACAUGCUCCACUGGAAGAUCACUUGAUCAGCUCUCAAACGUUGACUGCUUCCAAGAGACAUCCGUCCGUAUGAUGUCCAUCCGAUGUGAUGGAAGAAAGAGCUGUUCUGUUCCUGCGGUGAACUCAGUUUUCUCUGACCCUUGUGUUGGGACUUACAAAUACCUGGAUGUGUCCUACUUGUGUCUCCCAUUAAGAAGAAGUGUCACUUGUGAAGGUAGCCAAAGUCUCAUUGACUGUGGUAAUGGUGUGAUUUGGAUUCAUUAUGCAAAUUACGGACGACGGGAUCUUGUAAUCUGCCCUCAUAAAUUAGCAACUGCAGACUGUUACUCUCCUCAGACCAGCAGCCUGCGUUCCAGUUGCAAUGGGAAGAAGUCUUGUCAAUUAAAUGCUUCAAAUUCUGUCUACCCUGAUCUGUGUCCGGAUGUCCAUAAGUACUUAGAAGUGACAUACAGCUGUAUAUAAUAUUAUGAUAAAGAGAGACUUUGAAACCACUGGAAGAUAUGGAUAUUCAAUAACUGAAGCUUUGAGAUGAUUGGAAGGAAGUUGUGUUUAAGUCACUUUUUUUGUGUUUGACUGUAAAGUUUAUGUUGCAUAGUAUUAUUUAUCA